Dicentrarchus labrax (European seabass) is the source of this 1040-nucleotide messenger RNA. It is a transcript of the gene coq7, whose product is annotated as coenzyme Q7 homolog, ubiquinone (yeast). Lineage: Eukaryota; Metazoa; Chordata; Actinopteri; Moronidae. Gene Ontology annotation, cellular component: nucleus; mitochondrial inner membrane. Bases 97 to 768 code for a protein of 223 amino acids. The record is from RefSeq and is a predicted model, not a curated record. The transcript is spliced from 6 exons. Gene Ontology annotation, biological process: ubiquinone biosynthetic process; regulation of reactive oxygen species metabolic process; regulation of gene expression. Gene Ontology annotation, molecular function: 3-demethoxyubiquinol 3-hydroxylase activity.
UCAUACGUCUGCGCCACGUCCACCUUCUGACAUUUUCAAUGACAGCUUGCACACAUUUCUGUAACGUUAGGUUUCUGUGAUAACCACAAACUGUCUAUGAUGCAAAGAGCCGCACACACAGCUUUACAUGAGUGGUCGAAUAUCGUCCGCCCAGCGAUGGUCCGCCAGUGUUUACAGUGCAGAGUGCCCGUGCUGCACCUGAGCUCACGCGCUUACAGUGUGGUCCCGCCCCCACGCGACAGUGAGGAGAAGGCGAUGUUGGACCGGAUGCUGCGCGUGGACCAUGCGGGUGAAUACGGGGCCAACCGCAUCUAUGCCGGCCAGAUGGCAGUGUUGGGUCGAUCUAGGACUGGACCUCUCAUCCAGGAAAUGUGGGAUCAAGAAAAGAAACACCUUGAGAAAUUCAAUGAAAUUCUGUCUGAGAACAGAGUUCGUCCCACCGCACUGUUACCCCUCUGGAACAUUGCUGGGUUUGUAUUAGGUGCAUCCAGCGCACUGCUGGGAAAGGAGGGGGCCAUGGCCUGCACCGUGGCAGUGGAGGAGAGCAUUUCAGAACACUACAACAGCCAGAUAAGAACUCUGAUGGAGAAGGACCCCGAGAGAUACACUGAACUGUUACAAGUUAUCAAGGAAUUCAGAGAUGAUGAGUUGGAGCACCAUGACACAGGAUUGGAGCAUGAUGCUGAAACAGUACCUGGAUACUGGUUCCUAAAAAAUGCAAUACAGCUAGGCUGCAAAGCUGCAAUAUAUGUUUCUGAACGUGUCUAACAUUGUAUUUAGAAUAAUUAAAUAAUUGAUAUGAUGACUCAGUUUGUAUAAACAAAUUCAUUUGAAUUUGAAUGUCAGUUCAUAUUCUGCUCGCCUGUAACUUAAGCACCUUUUGAUGCAACACUUUGUUUUACUAUUUCAAGAUUAAAAGUAUUGUAUACAAACGUUCACAGUUAUCUUACAAACUUCACUGUUUUGUACAGUCUAUAAAUAAUGGAUAACUGUCUAAGCAGGUGGAGGUAACCAUUCCUGAAUUAAAUAGCAGAUCUCUA